AUGUCUGACCCCUCCAUGAACAGUCCCGACGCCAAUGCCCACAAGCGCAAGCGCGAAGGUUCCGACGAUCUUGGCCACGACCCGCAGCGUCUGAACCGUUCAUCUCACGGCAGUCACGGCAGUAUGGGUGACCCUCAAUCCAACUUCGGCCACAGCUUGGCCAACUACGACCACGGUCUGCCCAACACGGGUGCUGAACUCAACAUCGACCAGCAAAUCCUUCAGCAUGUCGGCCACCAGAACGGCAUGUCUGAUGACAAUACUUUGACCGCCAAGGCCGCGCUGGCCGCACACCCUCAACACAAAUAUCCGCCGCCACCCGAUGCUGCUUUUGAUGCGAACAACCUCGCUUCGGGCCUGAGCUUUGGUGAUGACAUGGGCCAGCCUCUCGGUGGCCACAAUCAUUCCACUGCCGCCGCCGUCUAUGCUGCUCGUGAGGCACAAAGCAUGAGCCAGAAACCUACAGUUGGUUCCCCUGAGUGGCACCAGAUCCGCAAGAACAACCACAAAGAAGUUGAGCGUCGUCGCCGUGAGGCUAUCAACGAAGGGAUCAACCAAAUCGCCCGCUUGGUGCCGAACUGUGACAAGAACAAAGGCGCUAUCCUCCAACGCGCCAUCGAGUACAUCUGCCAGCUGCAGGAUGACAAGAAGCGCAUUGAGCAGCAGUUCGAGAGCCAUAGUCUUACUACCGACCAUGCCAUCAAUGAGAUCAGCGCCGCAAACUCCAAGCUGAAGGCCGAGCUCGACCGUCACAACGCCAUGGGGCUUAAGUGGCUCCAGCGCUGCCGCGACAACGGUCUGGAAUAUGAUGACUACGAGGAUGCUAAGGAGUUUGAGGUCGAGAAGCUUGACUAG
This is a messenger RNA of Penicillium chermesinum, 855 nucleotides long. Its product is annotated as basic helix-loop-helix domain-containing protein. Gene Ontology annotation, molecular function: DNA-binding transcription factor activity; protein dimerization activity. The record is from RefSeq and is a predicted model, not a curated record. The coding region runs from base 1 to 855 and encodes 284 amino acids. Gene Ontology annotation, cellular component: nucleus. The transcript is spliced from 2 exons. Lineage: Eukaryota; Fungi; Ascomycota; Eurotiomycetes; Eurotiales; Aspergillaceae.